Molecule: messenger RNA, 2190 nt
Organism: Mesorhabditis belari
Lineage: Eukaryota; Metazoa; Nematoda; Chromadorea; Rhabditida; Rhabditidae
Source: the annotation of a GenBank genome assembly
AUGAUAUCAAAUGAUGAUAAACGAGUGGUGACAUUAGUCAAGAAAAAAAAGCGAAAGAAUAAUAAAAAGAAGGGCAACAAUGUAGCGAAGAAAGCUGAACCACCACUAAAUGGAAAUACAACACAACUGAACAGUCCAACGGAGCAAAAUGGAGGAUCCCAAAAGUACAAGAAAGAAUUUUCGCAAGAAGGUCUCGCGCACAGUUUUUCAGAAAAGUUAAAGGUUGAUCGAAAUGAGUUGGAUGAUGUGAACAUGCAAAAUGGGGACGCCUCGCGAUCUCCUUCAGGACGAAGUGAAAGCCCCGAUCGUCCAUUUGAACAAGAAGAGUUCGAAGAUUUGCCACGCGAAGAAGAAGUUUUGGGAUCGGACGACGAGGAGCAAGAGGAUCCAAAAGAUUACCGAAAAGGCGGCUAUCAUCCAGUGAAUAUUGGAGAUGUCUUUAAUGGAAGAUAUCACGUGAUAAGAAAACUGGGAUGGGGUCACUUCUCAACAGUAUGGCUUUGUUGGGACACAACGGGGAUGCGAUUCGUUGCGUUGAAAAUUGUCAAAUCAGCCGAUCACUACACAGAAGCUGCUCUUGAUGAGAUUAAGUUAUUAACGGCAGUGCGAGAGUCAGAUGCAGGAGACGUUGGACGGGAACGAGUCGUACAAUUGCUUGACGAGUUUAACGUCAAUGGAAUCAACGGCACUCAUGUCUGUAUGGUUUUUGAGGUACUUGGAUGCAAUCUGCUGAAAAUGAUUAUACGCACCAAUUACACCGGAUUGCCAUUAGAGCUAGUGCGACGGAUUAUCAAACAGGUCCUUGAGGGUCUUGCUUAUCUUCAUGAAAAAUGUGAAAUCAUACACACGGAUAUCAAACCGGAAAACGUUCUUGUAACGAUGUCACAUGAAGAGAUAAAAGUGAUGGCUCAACAUGCGGUAGUGGCUAGUAAGAUGAAUUUCCGAAUGAGCGGGUCAGCAGUGAGCACAGCACCGAAACAUGUCAGAGAAAAGGCAGCUAGUGCCAUGUCAAAGAACAAGAAGAAACGAUUACGAAAGAAGAGAAAGAAGCAACGGGAGCUCCUCGAGCAACAACUAGUCAAUGUUGAGGGAUUGGCUGUUGAUGCAGACGCUGUCUCUCAUGUCAUUCAAACUACUCACCAGAUGAGUCAAAGCAGCUCAAAGCGGACAAGCGGCGCACCGCCGCCACCAUCACUAUUGGGCGAGUUGCCUGUGGUGUCGGCAUCAACAUCAGCUCUCACAUCGCCUUUAUCACCGCUCUCCCCUCACUUCCCUUUUAGGCGUCUCGAUGGCAACUCGACAAAAGUUAGCAAUCAAGUAGAAGAAGUGAGCAGCGAUGAGGAGAAAGAAGUCCCGGAUAAUUUAUUGAGUCCAGCUUCAUUGGAUCGAAAGUCAUUGACACCGCUCUCAGAAAGGGAAUUAGCUGGAGCAAUGGACGGAGUGCCACCAGACGCUUUCGAUGCCUUGCAAGCAGCACAAGCUGCUCGAGCAGCCGGCUUACCGCCUCCAGUACUUCCCAAGCCGCCCGUUGGACCCGAUCUCUUCGAUCCCAACUGUCAGAUUGAUGUCAAGCUUGCCGAUCUUGGUAACGCUUGCUGGACUCAUCAUCAUUUCACUGAAGACAUUCAAACAAGACAAUAUCGAUCACUCGAAGUUUUGAUUGGAGCUGGUUACGGGCCUCCAGCUGACAUUUGGAGCACUGCAUGCAUGGCAUUCGAAUUAGCAACAGGAGACUAUCUCUUUGAGCCACAUCAAGGUGAAACUUAUUCAAGAGAUGAGGAUCAUCUUGCUCACAUCAUCGAGUUGCUCGGCAGCAUUCCAGCAUCCGUUUACAAACGGGGUCAAUACUGGAAAGAUUUCUUCAAUAAGCAAGGUCGCUUGAUGCAUAUCACGCAGUUGAAACCUUGGUCUUUGGUUGAAGUUCUCACACAAAAGUAUGAGUGGCCAUUCGAAAAGGCUCGACAAUUCGCUUCAUUUUUGUUGCCAAUGUUAGCAUUUGAUGAAGGGGAGAGAGCGACGGCGAGGCAUUGUUUGACACACGAUUGGGUGAAGCCAUACGGUGGAAAGGCGCCAAAUCACCAAGAACAGAUCAGUCCUCGGGAAAAUCAUGUAAACUCAGAGAACAAUCACGAUCACUCAUCGCCCGAAAAUGGCCCAGCAAGCCUCGAGGACAGUGAAGAUGACGAUUAU